Molecule: messenger RNA, 1167 nt
Organism: Salvia splendens (bonfire salvia)
Lineage: Eukaryota; Viridiplantae; Streptophyta; Magnoliopsida; Lamiales; Lamiaceae
Product: pentatricopeptide repeat-containing protein At5g47360
Exons: 2
Coding region: 1-1167 (388 amino acids)
Molecular function (GO): protein binding
Source: RefSeq, a predicted model, not a curated record
AUGUAUAGCAAAGCUUGUAAGCUACUGAAUCUUGAGAAAAACCCUCGAAUCAUUGCUGAUGUUGUGGAUGAGUAUAGUGCUGAGGGUUUUGCUGUUAGUGUUAGGAUGUUUAAGGUGCUCUUGAAUUUGUGUAAAGAGGCUCGGUGUGCGGAGAUGGGAUUGUGGGUUUUAGGGAAAAUGAAGGAGCUUGGGUGUAUGCCUGAUACGGUGUCGUAUAAUGUUGUCAUUAGGCUUCUUGUUGCUAAAGGUCGAUUAGAUGAGUCGGUGAAAUUGUUGAAAGAAAUGCCUUUAUGUGUGAUGGGAAAUUCGCGGAUCCAUCAAUGUGAUCUGACUCCUGAUAUGGUUACCUAUGGUUCUGUGAUUAAGGGUCUUUGUGACGCUGGAGAUUUGGAGGCUGCUCUUGCAUUGGUUAAGGUUAUGAAGGGGCACAGAUGUGUGCCGAAUUCUGUGAUCUAUUCGACCAUACUCGAUGGAAUUUGUAUGCACGGGAGUUUGAAGCUGGCCUUGGAGUUCUUAGAUGGAAUGGAGAAAGUGGAAGAGAAAGAGAAGGACAAGGGUAGGCCGAAUGUGGUGACUUAUACCACCAUGAUAAAGGGCUUUGUCGAAAAAGGAAUGGCUAGUGAGGCGCGGAGCAUCUUGGAUCGGAUGUAUGAUUCAGAGCUGAAACCAAAUAGGGUGACAUUUGUUACUCUGAUUGAUGGACUUAUCAAAGAAGGGAAAGUAGAGGAGGCUCGUAAGGUGGUUGAUACGUUUGGAGGAAAUGGAGUUCGGACGGAUGAGCUUUAUAACGUGCUUGUGCUGUCUCUGUUCCGAGCAGGGAGGCAUAAGGAGUCGGAGGAGAUGUUUAGGACGAUGCUGGCUCGUGGGCUGAAGCCUAGUGGUUUGACAGCAAGUAGCAUCAUAAGAGGAAUUGUUUUGGAAGGGAGGGUGCUUGAUGGAUACUUCUUGUUUCAAGAAAUCGAAAAGCUGGGAUCUUUGGUGUCGAUCGAUCCUGAUGUUUACUCGAGCCUUCUGGCUUGCCUUUGUCAAGAGAAUCAUCUUGCAGAAGCUGGGAGCCUGGUUAACAUCAUGGUGGAUAGAAGCAAGGACGGACCUAGGCAUGGGCCAAGCCACCGCUCUAGCGGGGGCUUGGCCGGUGCCGGUGCUGGUCCAGUACUACCACCAUAG